AGGUGAUCUGGUGGAGGGGGGAGGGGGCCUAACUACUCGCUUUAUAUAGUAAACACCCACCUUAAAAGAGGGGAGAGUGAAAUGCAUGAAUGAGAUGCGCAGAAUUGCCGCCCACAUUGCUCUGUCUUUCUUACUCAUCCUCACACCCUGUCGGACAGAGUCAUCUGAACAACUCCUCCCUCCAUACUACAGCAUCUUUGGGCAUGCUCUGAAACAGGCCGAAGGAAGAACAAGAAGUUGCCCCUCCACUCAUCCGCGUCAACAUGGCCCGUACAUGGCGAACAAUGAGAUGUUCGCACCUCAUCACCGUCAUUGAUAAGAGUCACGCCAUGUGUCAUUGGCCAGGCGCUUCGUCCAGCAUGGCUGGGGAUGUCCCGCAUGGCAUCCGGAUGUACCCUACCGUUGGAGGCUGCAGGGAAAAAAACGCGACGGAGGUUUGGGGGACAAGCCGAUCCCUAGAUGACAGUCCUUCAUUCGGUCGCCUGGUAUGCCAAUGAGUCAUGAAUCACAUUGCCACGGGUGGCUCAGUCUUCGAGUCAGCGUUGAUAAUAAUAACCAGCGUCAGCCCCAAGGCUUCUUCAUUCAAGGGUCGCAAGCCAGCUUGUGGCGAAGAUGGCGCUGCCGCACAACCAUACUCCG
Aspergillus saccharolyticus JOP 1030-1 is the source of this 639-nucleotide messenger RNA. RefSeq lists its product as uncharacterized. The coding region runs from base 264 to 497 and encodes 77 amino acids. The record is from RefSeq and is a predicted model, not a curated record. The transcript has a single exon. Lineage: Eukaryota; Fungi; Ascomycota; Eurotiomycetes; Eurotiales; Aspergillaceae.